This is a messenger RNA of Pungitius pungitius (ninespine stickleback), 5906 nucleotides long. RefSeq names its product adenylate cyclase activating polypeptide 1b (pituitary) receptor type I (gene adcyap1r1b). The coding region runs from base 488 to 2035 and encodes 515 amino acids. The transcript is spliced from 14 exons. The record is from RefSeq and is a predicted model, not a curated record. Gene Ontology annotation, cellular component: plasma membrane. Gene Ontology annotation, molecular function: G protein-coupled peptide receptor activity; peptide hormone binding; vasoactive intestinal polypeptide receptor activity. Lineage: Eukaryota; Metazoa; Chordata; Actinopteri; Perciformes; Gasterosteidae. Gene Ontology annotation, biological process: cell surface receptor signaling pathway; adenylate cyclase-modulating G protein-coupled receptor signaling pathway.
GAAUCGUGCAUGUGUCAGUGUGCAGUGACAGCCUGUGUUAGGGUGUGUGUGCGCUAAAAAGAGAGAGAGAGAGAGAGAGAGAGAGAGAGAGAGGGAAGGAGAGGUAGAGGGGGAGAAAUUCGCGGUGCAUUCUUCUGUGGAGGGCGAAGGGAGCAGCUUCCAUUCCACCCUCAUCGCGCACUGUUUGGAAAAUCUGAAGGCAAACACAAAGUCGCAGCGCGUUGGUCCCGAUUGGAAGUCCCCAACCUUUCGUACGAACUGCAUUUCGGGUGGAACUUGUGCCGCCUGGAGCCACCCAUGAGGCUUGUCCCUCCGCAGCCCUGUGAGGGUUGAUUUGUCCCCUGCCGAGGGCGCAGCGUUUCAUCGGCCCGGACGAUCCACAGAGUUGUAUUUUGGAGGAAUAUCGAUACAAUGGUGUGAAGGUCAGCUGACGUCCUGUUUCGUCCACCUCACAACUUUAUGUUGGGAAGAAAUUAAGAAACACAACAUGUGUUCGGCCAACGUCAACCCGCUGAUCCUCACCCUCCUCUUCCUCCUCUUACCCUGGGAUUCGAGACAACAGGCGCCCUCUAACUGUGUGAUCAAGAUGGAGCAGGAGAAAUGCAUGGAAAUGAUAGCCUCGCACGAUCCUGGGAAUGAUCCAGAAUUCGGCUGUCCGUGGUUUUGGGACAACUUGACGUGUUGGCAGCCCGCCAGGAUCGGUGAGGUGGUCGAAGUCAACUGUCCCGAACUCUUCUCUCAGUUCAUGAGUGACGAAGACUUUGAGGUGGGGAAGGUGAGUCGUAACUGCACUGAGUUCGGCUGGACAGAGACCUUCCCUUAUUACAUCGACGCCUGCCUGUACGAGGAAGGGAACGGCACUCAUCUGGACAUGUACUAUGUGUCAGUGAAGGCUCUGUACACCGUGGGCUACAGCACCUCUCUGGUCUCCCUCACCAUGGCCAUGGUCAUCCUGUGCAGGUUCAGGAAGCUGCACUGCACCAGGAACUUCAUCCACAUGAACCUAUUUGUGUCGUUCAUCUUGAGAGCUAUUUCCGUCUUCAUCAAAGAUGGCGUCCUGUACGCCAAAGAGGACAGCGAGCACUGCUUCAUACACACUCUUGAGUGUCGAGCGGUGAUGAUAUUCUUCCACUACUGCGUCCUCUCAAACUACUUUUGGCUCUUCAUAGAGGGUCUGUACCUCUUCACCCUGCUGGUGGAGACCUUCUUCCCCGAAAGGAGAUACUUCUACUGGUACAUCAUCAUUGGCUGGGGGACCCCCACGGUGUGUGUGAUCGUCUGGGCGGUGCUGAGGUGGCACUUUGAUGACAGCGGGUGCUGGGACAUGAACGACCACGCCGCCAUCUGGUGGGUGAUCAAGGGACCUGUGCUCGCUUCCAUAAUGAUCAACUUUGUGCUCUUCAUCGGCAUCAUCGUCAUCCUUGUCCAAAAGUUACAGUCCCCAGAUAUCGGUGGAAAUGAAUCCAGUAUUUACCUGAGGUUGGCUCGCUCCACUCUGCUUCUGAUCCCCCUGUUUGGGAUCCACUACACCGUGUUCGCCUUCUCCCCCGAGAACGUCAGCAAGAGGGAGCGCCUGGUGUUUGAGCUCGGCCUCGGAUCCUUCCAGGGCUUCGUCGUGGCCGUCCUCUACUGCUUCCUGAACGGAGAGUAUAUCCCCCAAGGUGCAAUCGGAGAUCAAGAGGAAAUGGCGCAGCUGGACGGUGAACAGGUACUUUGCUGUGGACCUGAAGCACCGGCAUCCCUCGCUGGCGAGCAGUGGGGUGAACGGCGGCACGCAGCUGUCCAUCCUCAGCAAGAGCAGCUCGCAGAUCCGCAUGUCCAGCCUGCAGGCCGAGAGCCCGGCCACCUGAGCGGCACCGCAGGGGACGCCGCCGCCGCCCACGCACCUGACACCGCCCGACCCGCCGCACCCACCGACCUCCCGAUGACCAGCCUCACCAACCCGUUCCUCAAUCCGUACCCCAACCCGUACCCGGACGGAACCACCAUGGAAACCCGACUCGACUCCAGUGACCCGCAACGGCCUCCAGUCUGACCCGCCCCCCCCCCCACACCCCUAAAACAUGACCCGACCUCAACGUCAGGUGCCAAAUCAUGACCCUGGUCGUGUCCCGACCUUUGACCUAGCUCAGGAGCGAAACACAAACUGGGGCCGCCUGCUCCUGAGCCUCCUCUCAGGCUUCGACGGGCAUGAUUAGGAGUUUGAGUGUAUAUGUAGUGUGUUGUCAGGCUGUGACUUGCAGAGUCUGUAUAUACUGUAUAUAGCAGGAGACCAGUUCAUCGCUGCAGCCAUCUCACUGGGAUCAUUCCAGUCCGUCUGAGAAAGCGUUUGCAUUAUUCCUCCAGUGUCAGCCUUGCCUCAAAUUGGGUUUUAGACUCUAACUGCACACUGUAUUCCUUUCUAGAUACGGACAUGAAGUGAUGGGGCUCAGUGUCAGACAGACAGCACUGGGCAAUGUAAAUAUCUCAAACGGGGCAACUGAUUUUGCGCAUGGAGAUCAGUUCGCGUGUCUCCUUGAGUUCCUACCAGGCUGUGACCCCCAAAGACGUCACAGUGAUGUCAUCGCGGGUGUUUCAGCCUGGGCUUGCAGACCACACAUUAUAAUCUGUUAAUCUAUGUUACAAACUGAGGGUGUUACUUUUGAAAGAAGGUGACAGUUACCAGGCGAGCAGGGUCUAUCGAAAACGCUGCAUCAUGGGAAGUGUAUUGUCCAGUGUUGUUGUGCUUGGAUGUUUCAGCCUCCGCUGCCAUUCAUCUGAUCGCCGUGAUGUACACAGAACACCUCCGAUGAGUUGUUUUACGUUCACAUUUAAAGAGCGAUUGUUCGCACUUACACAUUCAGUGUUGAAAAUUGAACUCGUGAAAUCACUGGUACGGACAGAGCUAUGGCCCAGCUGGUAGAUUAUGGACCCCAUGUCGUACCCAAACAUGCUCAGAUAGCUCCGUAUUAUUUCACACUACUGGCACAAGACUUUCCUUCUUGUGUGAACUGAGACUGAUAAUGGCUAUUCAAGACAACUGGGAAAAGAGAUUUCUAGAUCUUCACAUCUAACAGAUGUAACCUGAAAAAAAGCAGUAUUUAUGAGAAGGCCAUAUUUUUUACAUUAAUGUGAAAUGCCAAAAAAAGAGAGAAAAAAAAAUCCUUCCCUGGGUUAGACGAUGCCUCAAAAGGUCUUUGGGUGUUUGCUACAAACUUCUCUCUUUUAAUCAGUCGUUAAUACAGGAAAUGUCAAUGAAAAUAAACCAACGACUUAAGUGAGUUCAUUUGCAGGCGUGAAAUGGCACUUAAUGCCCAUGUGGUUUUUUUAAAACUUUCUUUGGUGGGAAUUCAGUGUUUAACUAGGUGUUUUCUUUCCUUUUUAUUCAUGAAUAGUGUGUAUUGGGCUGUUGUGGAGGCCACACGCUGUAAUACUGAUUCUCUUUGUAAAGCUGAGCCUCUUCAACAGCCUGCUGCAGGAAGUUUCAAUGUUAAGGUGUAGACUAUAAUAUAUCACAGCACAGCACUUUUUGGAAAAAAAAUGAUCAUUUAAAAAAAGAUAAAAGAAGCAAAGGCUAAGUUUGCUUUGUUUCUUUAGGCAUCUCUACAUGUGUCUCUAAAAGGGCCUUUAAGCACAAAAUAAGUAUUUUAACUUUUUUUGAUUUAAGUAAUUUCCAAACAAACUUGAAAAAUCAAGAUACGAUUAAACACAUGAGUGGUUUAAUGAAGAUGACUAAAUCAGUAUUUAAAACCCGGAGGCCUUCAAAGUACUUUAACUUGUCUUUGAAAAAGAUGAGCAGAACAUACAACCGAAUAGUGUUUAAAAUAAAGCAGCGCAGCAAUGUAAAAAUGUACAGAAUAGUAUAUAUUGGAAAGAAGAAAAUACAUAUUUUGGUUGGUUUUAGUUUGCAUUUUUGUUCGGACACAUGCUUAAUUUUUCUUAGUUGCUGGACUGCAAAAAGUUUCAUGUACCUCAACAUAAGAGACUUUUCAUUAUAAUGCUCUACACAUUCAUAUUUCUAAGAGGCUGUAUUCAUGAUUUUAACCAAAUAUGACUUACUUUCUAAUUAAUGUAAGAAGAGAGCUCUUUUGCAAAACUAGUAGAACCUUAAAACAAAUAAUUACUAUUUCUUUGAUUAUAAAAUUGUUGUUCUUUCUUUUCUGGAUACACACCAUAUAUGACUGAUAAUUAUCAAAAUAUAUGUGCUAAAUUUAAUAUAUGGUUUUGUUUUCAGCUGACAAAAUGUUAAUUAAUACUUUAAUUCACUUUAAUUCAAUAUCUUUUUUUCAGGUUUAUUCUAAAUAUUAAAUUUAAAAAUAAAGAAUACUGUGUCCUAAAUAACAGCCGUACUUCUAGAUUAAAAUGUAACCAAGCUCCAUUUUUACCUUGAAACGUGAUCAUAAAAACCUUUGAUAAUAAGACUUUGAUUCUGUGUGCAUUGUGCUCUCUAUAGACACUCAUAAAUAAUAACUGAAUAACAGCACAAUAGAGAAAGUUUAACUUCCAAAUUCCCAGGUACAUUCAGCAUGUUACCACUUGGUAACUCUAUGAUUCUUUGACAUCACUUCAGUCCCUACACCGAUACUGGGAUAGACUGUAGAUGCUUAAAUCUGGAAUAAUACAUGUGCCAUACCCUUCACUUUCAACCAAAAGUUGUCACAUAUUACACAUAGUUUUACAUAGUUUUAGUGUAAAAGCACAGCUCUUGGCCUGCAAACUACCAAAUCAACUUAUUUGUGCUGUGUGUAGUCACCCGAGUUAAACAAAGACGGGUGGUCCUGCUUCAUCUUGUGAUGUUUUGGGAAAGGGCCAGACAAGCACCAUCUCCACUCUGGUCCAGUUGAAUGUUGAGUUCAUUUCACACAUUUUGACAAUCUCAUGAGCAUAAUUUUGUUGAUAUAUAUGAAUAUGUUAAUUAUUUUACUUUAGUGUUAAUAUGGAAGUUGGAGCCUUAUAUUGCCAGUACGAUGUUGAUGUCCGACAAAGAAGUUCCUAUUACUAUUAUACAGAUAAAUAUUCAUUACAGUGUCUGAACUAUAAAGUAGUUAGUUAAAGUCCUUUUAAGGCGCUGUAGUCCACCUUUUGUGACUAAAUAAACUGCAGUUUAAAUGUGCGAGACAGAAACAAGCUGCCAACGUUGUACCUUGUAAAUGGAGUCUGUUGUGGUUCAAAGUGAAAAACGCUGUGAUUGUUUUAAUAUUUUUAAAAAAAAGAUGAUUUUUCUUAAUGGUGAUCGUGUUUGCUGAAAGUAUAAAGCCUCCUGAAAUGCCUUCUGGACGCUCUCGUAGGCUGACGCAUGCGUGUUGAACCGUUUUUGAUCUCGUUUGGGCGGCAGAUGUAAAGACAAAGGAGAGUGAAGGGAAUCGAAGUGGUGAAGAAGUGCUUGUUUACGAUGAGGCAACUAAUAAGCUUGAACAUGAAUAGUGGGUUUUAACUGUGAACAAUUUGUUGAAUUGUAGCUCAAGUCCCAUCCGGACACAUUGAACGCUUUUCCUUUGAUUGUUGAUCUUUGUAGACAUGAGGAAAAGUAAAGUGCCAUAAAAAACUGCUAAACCUUCUUUGUUCUUAAUGAUUUUUACUGCAUAGCGUGACAAGAAUACUGGUUUAAAAUGUUACUCCUUUUUUUCUGCUUUUCAAUGGUGUUUUUUUUUUAAAAUUGUAUUGUGCUUCAUUUUACCUGCUGGGGUUUAAAUCAGCUACAGGUGAAAAAAAAUAAAAAAUAAAAUGGGGCUGAGCAGUUUGUGUAGUGAUGGCUGAAUGUAAAAGUAACUUAAAGACUACUUCUGUCUGCUCAUGAGCUCUUUUCCAAUUGGAUCGCUUUCACUGCACAGUUCUCCAUUUGAUCUUGUCUUAGUGUCACAUUCAACGGGUUUCUUUUGUACACUAUGGAAGUAUCGACAAUAAAUGUUUUUAACUUGUUGGCUCAA